This is a messenger RNA of Betta splendens (Siamese fighting fish), 3815 nucleotides long. It is a transcript of the gene tbl1x, whose product is annotated as transducin beta like 1 X-linked. Gene Ontology annotation, biological process: regulation of transcription by RNA polymerase II. Gene Ontology annotation, molecular function: protein binding; transcription corepressor activity. The record is from RefSeq and is a predicted model, not a curated record. Gene Ontology annotation, cellular component: histone deacetylase complex. The coding region runs from base 628 to 2169 and encodes 513 amino acids. The transcript is spliced from 16 exons. Lineage: Eukaryota; Metazoa; Chordata; Actinopteri; Anabantiformes; Osphronemidae.
GGGAAAUCGGCAACACUGUAGCCUGUGAGACCGAGCUCAGUGCCUGAACUAAAACACAAUAUCGCCACAGUGACACACUUUAAGACGGGAUUUCGACUCCGCGUGUUGUUUUGAUAACGACACCCAGCGCGCGCGUGGGACACCUCGGAGCCGGGCCGGGCUCCAUUCUGCCAUUCUGCGUUGUAUUCAGGUUUAAGGUCAGUGCGCCUUCACCUCCACCCCCACCCCCCUUCUCUGCGAUUCGCUGUCUGCGUCUCUCCCGCUGUCGAUCACCGCCUGCUGGCUCUUCACGUUCCUGUUCUCAGUGAUCGGUGAAACUCCGCACGCACGCACGCGCGCGCGCGCACGCACACACUAACAUCAACUUUGCCGCCCAGUUGCGAGUGCGUCCGGACGAAAACGCUUUGUUAGCUCAGCGAAUUAAGCCCCAGUGAGUCACACAGUGCGGCUGAAAUAUGACGGGAAGCACAAUGGGAGGAAAGUGGCUGCUGGCGUAACUAAGUGAAGUUGGAGGCUCUCCCCGUGGAAGAGGAAGAGGUGGCGGCGGCGGACACCACGAGUUCACUCUCACGCUCAAAGGAGUGAGCGCAGCAUUCCAACAUACCUCAUCCCUUUCACUGGGCUAAGAUGAGUAUUACCAGUGACGAAGUGAACUUCUUGGUCUACAGAUACCUCCAGGAAUCAGGUUUCUCCCACUCAGCGUUCACCUUUGGCAUAGAGAGCCACAUCAGCCAGUCCAACAUCAAUGGAACUCUAGUGCCCCCUGCAGCCCUCAUCUCCAUUCUGCAGAAAGGGCUUCAGUAUGUGGAGGCAGAGAUCAGCAUCAACGAGGAUGGCACGGUCUUCGACGGCCGGCCGAUCGAGUCGCUGUCCCUCAUCGACGCGGUGAUGCCGGACGUGGUGCAGACGCGGCAGCAGGCCUUCCGCGACAAGCUAGCCCAGCAGCAGGCGGGCGGCGGCGUGGCAGCGUCCACCUCCGGAAACCAGCCCAGCGCGCCGAAGAACGGAGAGGCCACGGUCAACGGGGGCGAGAAUGGAACGCACACCAUGAAUAACCACGGCGAGGCCAUGGACAUGGAUGUGGACGUUGAGAUUCCAGCCAGCAAAGCCACAGUGUUGAGAGGCCACGAGUCUGAAGUCUUCAUCUGUGCCUGGAACCCUGUCAGCGAUCUCCUGGCCUCGGGCUCAGGAGACUCCACCGCCAGAAUCUGGAACCUGAACGAGAAUAACAACUCCAACUCCACCCAGCUGGUGCUGCGCCACUGUAUCCGAGAAGGCGGCCAGGACGUCCCCAGCAACAAAGACGUCACCUCACUCGACUGGAAUAGCGAUGGGACUCUCCUGGCAACGGGCUCAUAUGAUGGCUUCGCCAGGAUAUGGACGAAAGAUGGAAACCUGGCAAGCACCUUGGGGCAGCACAAAGGGCCCAUAUUUGCACUAAAGUGGAACAAGAAGGGGAACUCUAUUCUCAGCGCUGGCGUAGAUAAGACGACAAUCAUUUGGGAUGCACACACCGGCGAGGCCAAGCAGCAGUUCCCUUUCCACUCAGCGCCGGCCCUUGAUGUCGACUGGCAGAACAACAGCACCUUUGCCUCCUGCAGCACAGACAUGUGCAUCCACGUGUGUCGACUCGGCAGCGAUCGGCCCCUCAAGACGUUCCAGGGCCACACGAAUGAAGUUAACGCCAUUAAGUGGGACCCAUCAGGCAUGCUGCUUGCAUCCUGCUCAGACGACAUGACGUUAAAGAUUUGGAGUAUGAAGCAGGAGGUCUGUGUCCACGACCUUCAGGCUCACAGUAAAGAGAUCUACACCAUCAAAUGGAGCCCCACCGGCCCAGGCACCAACAACCCCAACUCCAACGUCAUGCUCGCCAGUGCCUCGUUCGACUCGACGGUCCGACUGUGGGACGUGGAGCGGGGCGUUUGCAUUCACACCCUCACCAAGCACCAGGAGCCCGUCUACAGCGUUGCCUUCAGCCCCGACGGCAAACACCUGGCCAGCGGCUCCUUUGACAAGUGUGUCCACAUCUGGAACACCACUACUGGAGCCUUGGUGCACAGCUACAGGGGCACUGGUGGCAUUUUUGAAGUGUGCUGGAACAGCACUGGGGACAAAGUUGGUGCCAGUGCCUCAGACGGCUCAGUUUGUGUUCUUGACCUUCGAAAAUAGCCAACUUGACACUUUGAUGGAUCCUGGAACAUGCAGCAAAUUGCCUUCUUCUGACAUCAGCAAGCACACUUGGAUUGCUGAGCUGAGCUGUUAAGGUGGACUGACACCAGACCUGACUAUUGCAGCAGCUUCUGACCAACAAGCUUCAGUCUUACAGUCUGUUCCCGUGUUUUAUGAUAUUCCUAAUUGAGAUACAACGGAGGGAAGCGAGAAGAUCCCCGUGAGUGGAAUCGAACUCUCUGGGCCUCUAGUGAAGAAUUCGAUCCCUCCGGGCCACUGGUCCAGCUGUUACCGGGUUGUAAGGGUGGAAACGCAAAAAUGAGUUUUAUAGAAUAAGGAAAGUGUUAAUGAGACGCGAAGCGGUUGUGUUUUUAGAAAAUCCCCUGUGUAAAUGUUACUUCGCCUCCAAACGAGCGGGGAUGUGAGAGAGGUAACAUCAGCACUGAAGCACUGCUACGUCUGUCGACAUGGUGCUUAACUUCUCCUCAGUGGAGAAUAGUUUGAUUCAAGAGUACUUCUUGCAUUUUUUUUUUCUAUUUUCCACAGAUGGACUUUUGAAAGUCAAAAUUGAAUGUUCGCUACAAGGUCGUUCUUGGCUCACUUAUAAGAUGAGGUCAGCAAACGGAAAAUCUGCCAAGUAAUAACUUCCCACAAUGACCAGCUCGAAGAUUAGAAAGUCAUUUUGUGGGCAGGAUGUGAAAAGUGUGAUUUCUAGAGAGAAUUUUCUCCCUUUGGAUGUAAAUUUAACGAAUGUAAAGUUAUGUAAAUUAGAUUAAUACACAGACUUAUAUACUGUGUAUAUAUGUUUAUAUACAGUAUUGCCAUCCUGUAGGGGCCCGUCAGUGGCCAGACCUGUCACAUCUUUGCUUAUAAUACCUGACAACGCUUUUUAACUGCAUGUGUCAUGAGGUUUUUCUUUUAAAAGCAACACGUUGGAACAGAUUUUUUUUUUCAAGCCGUGUACGAAAUGUCCAUCCCAUUACCUGCAUUCAGGCGGUUCACUGGUCAACGGUGUGGGAGAGAAUAAUCACCUUCACAGGGUAGAGCGGAGCCACUACAGCCUGACCAGAAUUGGCACUUUCCCAGAUCAGUCUACAGAACAUGGAGAGAACAAGCCCUGCAGUUGAACACAAACAAACCCAGCUAUGGUUGGUGUCCUUUGAUUCGAUCACGGUCCCAUGUCCAAGUCUUCUUUGCUCUGCUACUGGGAUCCAGUGUCAGUGUCUACAAUCAAACAUGCCAUCACUCUAAUUAGCCUUUUGCCCGGUCCCUUCCCGUUAGUCGACUUCAGCCUGAGCAAUUUGAAGUGCACUUUUUCCAGUGGUGGACUCAGCGAAUAUUCUGCUUUUGCUGAAAUGAAAAGGGCCAAUUUUAUUUUCCUUCUCAGCUGGAUGGUAAUAGGCGUUUCAUGGUUUGUCUUUUUCAUUUACUGAGAGCCAUUAUUGUCUGUGUCAGACUGAGAAUUGGGCUAUGGACUGGUGGCCAUUCUUGGCGUAAUGAGGAGCACAGUAUCACAUGAGUAACGAGUGCUGUGGCGGCUACUGUCUCACCUGCACCCUGAUCCAGGGCGCGGUCACCUAUUUCCAAAACAGAACAUUUUAAGUCAUUCAGUGUCUCGAAUAAAUCACUCUAUUUUGAUAUCAGAA